AUGGCAGGCGAUGCCUCCGAGCCCCUGCACCAUACGGCAAACCGGCCGUCAUCACCAGACGAGCUGGCAGACUCCCUCGACGAUGCGGUGCCGAACACGCGAAGUCCGAUCACCUCCGCACAGAGCUUCACUCCCCGCUCGCUCAUCGUCGGCCUCGUUAUCGGCGCCCUGAUUACCUUUUCGAACACAUACUUUGGUCUACAGACAGGAUGGAUCAGCACAAUGGCCAUGCCGUCGGCCUUGAUCGGAUUCUCGGUCUUCAAGGUCCUUUCGAAACACCUGUCGUUCCCGUUCACGCCGAUUGAGAAUGUCUUGAUCCAGACCGUGGCUGGAGCUGUGGGAACGAUGCCGCUUGGGUGCGGAUUUGUGGGUGUCAUCCCUGCUCUCGAGUUCCUGCUGAAGGACGGCGAAGAUGGGCCGAAGGGUGAUGGCGGGGACGGGGAGGGUGGCCCUCUCAGACUGGGCUUCUGGAAAUUGGUGAUUUGGAGCUUGGGAGUCUGUUUGUUCGGUGUGGUAUUCGCAGUUCCGUUGCGAAAGGAAGUUAUCGUACGAGAGAAGCUGCGUUUUCCGAGUGGCACCGCUUCGGCCCUGAUGCUACGGGUCUUGCACGGCGCGGGCAAGAAUGAGAAGACGCCUGUGCCAACCCAGCUGCGAAACAGUGAACCGGCCGAUCAAAUCCGAGCUCCUGCACAGCCGCAUGAAGAGCAAGAACAGGAUCUUCUGCUCAAGAACACCGAUACCGAGGAUCAGACGGAAGACAAGGAGGAGUGGCGAUCAAAGAUGCGUUUGCUGAUAGGUGCCUUCGUGGUGUCCGGUGUAUAUACGCUUUUCUCCUAUUUUGUGCCUUUGGUCCGGGAUAUCCCAUUAUUCGGGGUGACCCUGGCCCGUAGUUGGCUUUGGACUCUCAAUCCGUCGCCUGCCUAUAUCGGCCAAGGUAUUAUCAUGGGACCUUCCACGUGCAUGCACAUGCUUUUUGGCGCUGUCUUGGGCUGGGGCAUUCUCUCACCGCUGGCGAAAGCUCGCGGAUGGGCGCCCGGCGCAGUAGACAGCUGGGAGGACGGGAGCAAAGCCUGGAUCGUAUGGGUUUCGUUGGCAAUCAUGCUUGCAGACUCGCUCAUUAGCCUCGGAUGGCUAGUUGCAAAGCCAUUGGUAAAUCGCGCUCCAAGAUGGAUAGCGCUAUUUCGAUCAUCUCGACUCGGCCGAUGGAUUUCAUUGAGACUCCACUCUUCUGAAUCUCACCAGCAUUCGUAUAUCAAUUACUCUGCGUUGGACUCUGACCGGCAGUCGGUGGCAAUGGAGGAUCAUGAAUCGCAUAAUGGCCACUUCGUGAAAGCCACGAGCGAGGAUGAGGAUGCUCCACCUUCCCAACUUAUUUCCACCCGCACGGUCGUGAUUCUGCUGCCGCUGACCCUGAUAUUGAACGUCGUCUGUAUGCAUUUCGCCUUCGGCGAGAUCAUAUCCCCAGCCUUAUCUACCCUCGCCACACUUCUCGCCGUCGUACUUUCCAUCAUGGGCGUCCGAGCUCUAGGCGAAACAGACCUGAACCCAGUAUCCGGGAUCAGCAAAUUGACCCAACUUCUCUUCUCUCUCGCAACACCCUCAUCCCGUUUCUCUCGCCGAACGGCACUCGUGACGAAUCUUUUAGCGGGUGCCGUCUCCGAAUCGGGUGCUCUCCAAGCAGGCGACAUGAUGCAAGAUCUCAAAACAGGCCACCUGCUCGGCGCUAGCCCCAAAGCUCAAUUCUACGGCCAAAUGAUUGGCAGUCUUGUCGGCGCUGUGCUUUCCACAGCCGUAUACAAGAUGUAUGUCAACGUCUACGAGAUUCCUGGCGAGAUGUUCCAGACACCCACGGCGUAUGUCUGGAUCUUCACAGCUCGUCUCGUGACAGGUCAAGGUCUCCCCGAUAUGGCGUGGCAGGCGUCCCUUAUCGCGGGCUUUGUUUGGGUGGCUCUUACCGCACUGCGUAUUGCAGGUGCCUCUCCUACUUUUGCGCAAAAUGAUCAGCCCCCGGCUUGGAGAUCCUGGAUCCCCGGUGGCAUUGCCGUUGCUGUAGGUAUAUUCAAUGUUCCUUCCUUUACCCUUGCGCGAGCCAUUGGCGGUGUCAUUGCUUGGUGGUGGUCUCGGAAGCACGCGGCGCCGUCAAACCGUCGCCCCGGUUCUGCCGGAUCUGUUGAUGCUGCUGGCGACUCUACUAAUGUCGAGGGACGCUCUGUCCGAGACCAGACUGCGUCUACUAUCCAGGCGGCUGAGAAGGCGGAUGCGGCGUCUUCGACAGUUGUUGUCCUGGCCUCUGGUCUGAUUUUGGGUGAAGGUAUCAUGAGUAUUGUGAACUUGCUCCUUGCAAGUGGGAAGGUCCCUCACCUUUGA
This is a messenger RNA of Penicillium argentinense, 2367 nucleotides long. Its product is annotated as OPT family oligopeptide transporter. Gene Ontology annotation, cellular component: fungal-type vacuole membrane. The record is from RefSeq and is a predicted model, not a curated record. Gene Ontology annotation, molecular function: oligopeptide transmembrane transporter activity. Bases 1 to 2367 code for a protein of 788 amino acids. The transcript has 2 exons. NCBI's taxonomy places the organism in Eukaryota, Fungi, Ascomycota, Eurotiomycetes, Eurotiales, Aspergillaceae.